AUGAAGAACUAAAAAACUUGUCUGCUCUUUUUGGCACUUAUUUAGCUUUCCUAUUAAUAUUGCCAUUACUCUUUGACACCUAAUAUUUAUGACGGUGAUAGUUGUAAUUGCUAUGAAGGAUAAUACACUAAUAACAAAAAUUGUUUUUUUUGCCCUAAUUCAAGUUUUGCUUCAAGAAGUAAAAAGGUACCUACAUAGGCCUCUGAUUGCAGAGCUUGCUCUAUAGGUUUUUAUAUGACAUAAGCGGCAUCAUCAAGCUAAAGUGCUAUUUGUUCAAAAUGUCCUAAAAAUUCGUAUCUUUUUUAACAAGCACAAAGUGUUUCAGAUGAAAGUGUCUGUAGGAGUUGUUAACCAGACUAUUAAAUGAUUAAAGAUGCUAUAUCUCCUUCAAGUGAAAAUGGUAAUAAAGGUAAGGCAGCAUAAUGCUAAAAGUGUCCUAAUAAUACUUCAUCACUUUUUACUACAGAUUGCAGUAGUUGUGCUGAAGGUUUUUAUGCUACUUCAUAUGAUCCUUCUAAUUAAAAUGCUAAUUGCUAAAUUUGCCCUAAUAAUUCUAGUCCUAUGCCGCCAGAUCAAAAUCGAACUUAAACUUCUCAAGAUUGUAAGAAGUGUAAAAAAGGAUUUUAUAAUGCUGAAACUGAUUAAAGAAAACCUGUUAAUUGUUAAAAAUGCCCAGGUAAUAAAACAACUUAAGGAAUAUCUUCACAAAAUAUUUAUUCAUGUAUUUGUAGUAAAAGCUAGUAUAUAACAGCACUUCCGAAUAAUACUUCUCCUUUUACUUGUUCAUCUUGCCCUACUGGUUCAGGAAGGCUUUUUGAUUUAUACUUAGUCGGAGAUGAAUCCACAUGUGAUGUUUGUUUAGAAGGAUAUUAUUUAAUCACACCAUAUUAAGAUCCAGUUGGUAGUAAUCCUGGUGUUGGAGCAUAAUGCUAAAUAUGCCCUAAAAACUCCUAUUCUGUAGCUGGAACUUCUAACUCUCCUUCAUCAUGUUCUUUGUGUAAGCCAAAUUAUUAUAUGACAAAAGCUGCUGAUUCAACUAAUUCUGCAGAAUGUUAACCCUGUCCUAAUAAUACUGCAACUUUAGAUCCAGUAAGUUAAGUUGGGGAUGCAACUUAAUGUACUGUAUGUGUAGCUGGUUAUUACAUGACUUAAUCAUAUUAAGAUGGAAAAACAGCUUAAUGUUAGUAAUGUCCUGCUGGAUCAAACACAAAUCCUGGUUUAAACACAAUUUGUUAUUGUUAUGACUAAUAUGCAUCUUGGUCAACUACUUAAAACUCUUGUUAAUGUAAUCAAGGUUAUGGUGGCUCGCCAGCUACUACCAUGGAUACUUAAGGAUGUACUCUUUGUCCCGCAGGAUAAUACUCCUCUUCUGGAGUUUGUGUUGAUUGUCCUGCUGGUACUUUUUCAAGUUCUCCUGGUAGUGCUUCUUGUACAAAGUGUACCUCAGGAUAAUUUGCUACAGGAAAAGGAAAUACAUCUUGCUAAACUUGUCCUAGUUCAACAGUCUCUUUGGAUGAUUUUACAAGUUGCAAAUGUGUAGAUACAAGUGCUGUUUUUGUAAGUGGUAGCUGUGUUUGCCCAGAUGGAUAUGAAGGUACUCCUUCUAGCUCAUCAGGUAUUUAAGGAUGUAAUGCAUGUAUAGCUGGUAAGUUCUCUAAUUCUUCUACUUCUGGAAUAUGUACUGUUUGUCCUGCUGGAAAAUACUCACAAGGUAUCGGAAAUACUGAUUGCAAAUAAUGUGAAAUAAAUACGUUUGCUCCUAAUACUGGAAGUUCUAGUUGCAAUAGAUGCGGAUCUGGAUCUACUAAUAAUGCUGAUUUUAAAGGUUGUUCAUGCAUAGAUUCUAAUGCAACCUAAACAGACAGCAAAAGUAGCUGCUAAUGUAACUCAGGAUUUGGUGGCUCACCAAAGACUUCAUAAAGUUCUUAAAGUGGAUGUAUAGCUUGUGCAGCUGGUUAAGAAGUAAACAAAACAUCUGGGUAAUGCUCUCCUUGUGCUGCUGGAUAUUAUUCUAGUAAUUCAGUAAAUCAAAAUUGUUCAUAAUGUUCGGCAGGAUAAUAUGCAAGUGGAACAGGAAAUAGCUCAUGCUCUAGCUGUCCUAACGGUUAAUCAUCUUUAGAUGAUUUUUCUGGCUGUAAAUGCAAUGAUUCAAAUGCUAUCUUUGAUAAUAAUAAAUGCAUCUGUAAAUAAGGUUAUGGAGGAACACCUAAUUCAGCUAAAAGUGGCUCAACUGGAUGUACAAUUUGCCCAUCUGGCUAAUAUUCUGAUGUUUCUACAUAAGGAUAAUGCAUAGCAUGUCCUGUUGGAAAAUACUCACAAGGCACCGGUAAUACUAAUUGCAAAUAAUGUGAAAUAAAUACGUUUGCUUCUAAUACUGGAAGUUCUAGUUGCAAUAGAUGCGGAUCUGGAUCUACUAAUAAUGCUGAUUUUUAAGGUUGUUCAUGCAUAGAUUCUAAUGCAACCUAAACAGACAGCAAAAGUAGCUGCUAAUGUAACUCAGGAUUUGGUGGCUCACCAAAGACUUCAUAAAGUUCUUAAAGUGGAUGUAUAGCUUGUGCAGCUGGUUAAGAAGUAAACAAAACAUCUGGGUAAUGCUCUCCUUGUGCUGCUGGAUAUUAUUCUAGUAAUUCAGCAAAUCAAAGUUGUAGAUAAUGUUCAGCAGGAUAAUAUGCAAGUGGAACAGGAAAUAGCUCAUGCACUAACUGUCCUAACAGUUAUUCAUCUUUAGAUGAUUUUUCUGGCUGUAAAUGCAAUGAUUCAAAUGCUAUCUUUGCUAAUAAUAAAUGCAUCUGUAAAUAAGGUUAUGGAGGAACACCUAAUUCAGCUAAAAGUGGCUCAACUGGAUGUACAAUUUGCCAAUCUGGUUAAUAUUCUGAUGUUUAGACAUAAGGAUAAUGCAUAGCAUGUCCUGCUGGUACUUAUUCAUCAAAUAAUGGUAGUUCAUCAUGUAACCAAUGUAAUGAAGGUUAAUAUGCAUCAGGAACUGGAAAUAGAUCUUGCUAAAGUUGUGGAUCUACUUUGACAAAUACUGAUGAUUUUUCAGGUUGUAAAUGUAUAGAUCUGAAUGCAAUAAAACCAGCAGCUAAUCCUAGCUGCGUUUGUAAUUCAGGUUAUAUUGGUUCUCCAGCAACAUCAAAGAACUCUUAAUUAAGCUGUACUGCUUGUCCUGCUGGAUAAUUUACAGACUCUGGAAAAUGUUCUCCAUGUGGAGUUGGAACAUUUUCAAGUGGAACUGCAAAUUCAGCAUGCAGUAAAUGUUUAGCAGGGUAGUUUGCAAAUGGUACAGGAAAUACAAAAUGUCAAGCUUGUGCUCCUGGUUCAACCAGUACAGACGAUUUUUCAGGUUGUAAGUGUUAUGACUAAAAUUCGGUAGCUUGGAAUGCAAGUAACAACAUAUGCUAAUGUAGUACUAAUUAAUAUGGGGAUGCUAGUAAAGCCACAGAAGCAGAAAAAUCCCAAUGCAAUCCUUGUCCGAACAACUCAACAUCAAAAGUUGGUGCUGCUAAAACUGAAAAGGACUGUUAAGUUCCUUAAAGUUAAUAAAACACCUAAUUUUCAUUCUCAUAAAUCCUAAAUUUAUCAAUAUUUAUUUUUUUGAUUAUUUUAUGA
Molecule: messenger RNA, 3609 nt
Organism: Tetrahymena thermophila SB210
Lineage: Eukaryota; Ciliophora; Oligohymenophorea; Hymenostomatida; Tetrahymenidae
Product: GCC2 and GCC3 family protein
Exons: 1
Molecular function (GO): protein binding
Source: RefSeq, a predicted model, not a curated record